AUGUCGCUCAUCCAUCAUAUCCAAUUGUUCGUCGGAAAUGCCAUUCAGGUAAAAGGGUUUGUCGCAACUUUUUCAUCGUUACAAGAAUUUUUGAAAAAUAAAAAAUUUUCUGAUUUUUUUAUAAUUUGGAAAUUUAAAAAUGUUUUUUUUGUUCAAAAAUGAACUUUGGAUUGUUGUGUUUAGUCAAAAUCAUUGCGUCCUUUAAAGGUCCAAGCAGUUCUAGGUGGAUAAAGUUGGUUUAUAAAGGGUAGAAGAAGCUAAAAAAUUGUUUUAGCGACAUAUAGAUAAUAAACCUCUCUUUGUACAAUAAAUUAAAUUUUUCAAAUAAUUCUGUACCCUCUGUCAAAGCGAAUUUUUGGGAAAAAAUUAUUACUAAAAAGAUUUAUUACUCACAAUGUCAGUCAUGAAAAAAGGUAGCAAGUCAAAAAUUGGUACCCGUAAUCUACAGCUAAUGUAUAUUUUUUACAAGAAAUUUUGGGGUUUUAAAGUGCAUAUAAAGGUCGUUAUGAAAUUUAAAAAAUACUUAUUUUUUCCAAAAUUUUACAUUUGCAUUUGGCGAGCAGUCGGCGGACGCUUUAACUUACCGGCGGAGGCCAUAAUUCGCUUCAAACUUUAUGUAGAAACUUGAAAUCAAAACCAAUCUUCCUAAAAUUUUAUGUGUUAUCCUCCGAUGUUAAUUUUCCAUUUUUAAAUACGACUUUUUUGGGAAUAAUUUUUUAAAAAAGUUCAAGUUUUGUUUCUACUUCUAGAGCCCUUGUUGACUAAUAUUAUUUUUUACUAUUCAGGCCUCGUUUUGGUACUGUACAGUGUUUGGAUUCAAAAGAAUAGCUCAAAGACGAACCGCGACAACAUUGUCAAUCGUUAUCAAGAAUGGAAAUGUAAGCAUAUAUACUAUAGUAACUUUUAUGUUUUUUCUAUAUUAUAAGUAAAAACAUAAUUUUGUAAACUAUGUUAUGUUAUAGUAAUUUUUUAUACCAUUCCAGGCUCUAAUAGUCUUAACCUCUCCCAAUAGUCCUUCCGAGUCGCUAGCCACCAAUCUUCUCGCAAGUCAUGGUGAUUUCGUUCGAAAAGUUGGGUUACAAGUGGACGAUGUUCAAAAGUUUCUAGAAAUCGCAAAAGAUUCUAUCGUAAUAACAAAAGAGCUGGACACUGUAACAGACGAUUACGGUAGCGUGAAGACAAUUGGAAUUCAAGGAUCUGUCGCCAAUAUUGAGUACGAACUCUUUCAGAAUGUGGAUUAUCAUGGUAGCUUCUUGCCUGGCUACGAUGUGGUUGCUGACAUUGGGUUCUGUUCUACUCUGUAUGUGGGUUACUGUAACUUUUUUUGAAUUUUUGCUUUUUUUGAGUAGUAUGUUGUAUAUAUUAUGCUAUUUAUGCAACUUAGCAUAUAUAAUACUAUGUUUAAUUUUUAGUACCAAAAGUAGUCCUAAUGGUACUGUUUAGUAGUAGUACCGCACUAAAAUGAUUCAUAGUAGUACUGUAGUUUAAUAUUAAGUUAUAAUUUGUAAAAUACGGAAAAAGCCCGUAGACGUCCUACUGUAACAUUUCAGCCCACCUAUCCCAAUAUCGCAUAUCGACCAUUUCGUAGAAGCCCACCCUUCAGGUACGGUAGAUACCGUAGUCGACUGGUACAAUAAAGUGCUCCAAUUCGAGAGGUUUUGGUCGAUUGACGACAAACAAGUCCAUACGGAGUAUAGCGCCCUGAAGGCAGCUUUAGUAGCGAAUCCAGAAAGAAACGUCCAGGUUACGGUAGUCGAGCCAGUCCAGACUGAAAAGAAAGGUCGCGGCCAAGUUCAGGUGAGAGAUUUUUUGGAUUUGUCGCUAAUGUUAAAAGUGAUAAAAAUAUGAAAAUUGGUUGCUUUGGCUUCAGGUCUUCAGCAUCUUUAUGGUCGCGGCAAGCUCUAAAAUACGAUUUUUUUAAACUUUUUUUUGGGUUGCGACUAUUUUCUAAAAAAUUUUUUUUUAUUUUUUGAGUUGAUUUCAUUUACCGUAUCUUACCGUAUUUCAGGAGUUCCUCGACUUCAACUCAGGCCCAGGCAUCCAACAUGUCGCGUUCGCCGUCGAUGACAUCAUCUCUACAGUAUCCGAGAUGCGACGACGAUCGGUCGAAUUCUUGUCGAUUCCCUCAGAAUACUACGACAAUAUCGAGAAGCGACUAGCGACAACCGGUCUGAAAAUAGAGGAAGAUAUGGUUAAAAUACGAGAAAAUCAACUUUUGGUCGAUUUCGACGACAAGGGAUACUUGAUACAGUGCUUUACCAAGCCAGUCCAGCCACUACCGACCUUCUUUGUCGAGAUUAUCAGGCGAAACAAUUUUGAUGUGGGUUACUGUGGAUUACUGUAGUUUUUGAAUAUUUUGUUACAGUAAUCUUUUUACACUGAAAAUUUAGAGGUUACUGUAAUUUUGUAGCUUAAAAAUAUAAUUUUCACUUUUACUUAAACGUAGUACCAAAAGUAGUGCAAAUGGUACAGUUUUUUGAAAUUUUGUAUUUCAGGGAUUCGGAGCCGGCAACUUCAAAGCCUUAUUUGAAGCCGUCGAGAUCGAACAACGCAAGCGAGGCACCUUGAUUCAGGAGUAG
Messenger RNA from Bursaphelenchus okinawaensis, 2579 nucleotides. NCBI's taxonomy places the organism in Eukaryota, Metazoa, Nematoda, Chromadorea, Rhabditida, Aphelenchoididae. The record is from the annotation of a GenBank genome assembly.